AUUUCCAUUCAUUCCUUGAGCAGUCAGUCUUUACAGGGUCGCCUCCGUUACCUUGUACACAGAGCUCUUCUCUUUUCCUGGUGCAGAUCAUUUGCAAUUCCAACAUGGCUACUUUCUCACAGGAUCUGAUCCUUGAGAUCGCGCAGCAUUUGGACGCCAAGUCUCUAUUCAAGCUUUGCCAGACAAGCAAGGAGAACAACAUGCUCCUCAAGACGUAUGAGCGUUCAUUGUCGCAGUUACGCCUAGCAAACUUCCCUGUUCCACCUCCUGGUGAUGUGCUCUCUUCAGAGCUAUAUCUUCGACGCCCAAUUAAGCAUGGAAGCUUUCGAAUGCUUCUAGAGUUAGAGAAUCGGAAAUCCCGAGUCAAAGAGAUUCUCACGGCCUCUCCCCACUUCAAUCUUGAGUCACCACCAGGCUUAGGAGAACUCACCAAUCCUCAGCAAGAACGACUAUGUGCAUUCCUGUACCGUGCAUUUGCACAAUGCGAUUAUAUUGCAGAUAUUGCAGCCAAUGCACCUUGCGGACCGCCUGGGGUACAAUGGUAUGAACGCCGAUGCAUGAGAUGGUGGGGUGGGCGUGAUCUUGUAGAGGGCUUUCGUCUAAAGGAUCCGUAUACGAACUAUCCCGCACGCCCCUCGCAACAGGAAUACAUUCGCAACCUAUCCAAACAGGAUUGUACCAUGAUCUACUAUCUGAUAGAUAUGAUGGGAUCAUGCUUUAUCAAGUCCCGCGAAGAUUGGAUCCUCUCAGAUCCCGUCUUUUACGAGCGUAUUACCGUCUUCAAGGAAUGCGUUCUGCGACAUGGAUCAUGGUAUGCAUGGGCUCACUUCAUGGGAGGCAGCGAAUGGGAAUCCAUGACCAAUGAUAUCGCUAGGAUCGGAAUCGCCGAACUCGAUAGUUUUGAGUGCGGCGACAAAGAUGCUAUGUGUAGUCUGCAGUCAGUGCUGAUUGGUCGGUUUAAUGAACUGCACAAGUCCCCGGGCAACAGAACCAAGGCGGCACAACACGCCGCUAAGUAUUUGAUCACCGCAGAUAUUGACGAUAGCGACAAUGGAGACCAGGAAGAGGGUGAAGACCAGGAUGAGUAAGACCAAGCAUAGAAGGGUCGGGGUCAGGAUAAAGACGAGUAUCAGGGCUGGGAUUAGAUUUGGUCUUGGUACGUCAGUAUAUAAGGGUUGGCGUAUAGGAGUGGGGGCCAUUGUUUUUGAUUUGGACAGGAUGGUACACAAGGUUAUUGGUGUAUUGUGCUUGCCAACCGAUUUUGAGGAAGCAGGCGUGUCAGGCCUCACAUAUUAAGACCCCCCCUCCCCCGAUUUCUACCAUGCAUAGCGAGCCCGGAGCAGAUGUCGAUGCGAUGAAUUCAUUUCUUCCCUGUAAGAAUUGCAUACAGUGAAAUGUACUAUAUAUGCCUGGCUACGAUGUUUUGUUGAUGCUUAGAUAGAGGCUCAUGGGGAUCCGGGGCUCAAUCAUGUUUACCGGUAAAUACCCAGGUGAGGCGAAUAUGGUGCAAUGUAUGUAUAUUGGUGGAUAAAGCCUAGGGGCUGGUUGAUUUGCCUAGGGGAUCUUUACUAUAAUAGAGUAUUUUGUACUUUGUAUAAAUAGAAACAACGUAAGUACAAUCCCUAUUAAAUUGAUGACUAUGGGAAUAAUCUGCUCCAAAAUUGAAAUAAAAAUGCGUAACAAGCGAUUUAGGAUAGAGUGUAAUUCCAAGGAAGCAUUUUGAUUAGAGUACCAGGCACCUAAUUGAACUACACCUGUG
Molecule: messenger RNA, 1759 nt
Organism: Daldinia loculata
Lineage: Eukaryota; Fungi; Ascomycota; Sordariomycetes; Xylariales; Hypoxylaceae
Exons: 2
Coding region: 105-1088 (327 amino acids)
Source: RefSeq, a predicted model, not a curated record